GACACCGGAGGAGCCUUUGAACCAUGUGGACUUUCUUGGGCAUUGCCACUUUCACGUAUUUUUACAAGAAAUGCGGAGACUUCGUCUCUUUUGCCAACAAGGAGCUGUUGCUGUGCGUGCUGGUGUUCCUGUCCCUGGGCCUGGUGCUCUCCUACCGCUGUCGCUACCGGAGCGGGGCCCUCCUGGGGCGCCAGCAGAGCGGCUCCCAGUUCGCGCUCUUCUCGGAUAUUCUGUCGGCCUUGCCUUUCAUUGGCUUCUUCUGGGCCAAGUCGCCCCCGGGAUCAGAAAAUAAAGAGCAGCUUGGGUCUAGGAGGCACAGAAAAGGAACCAAUGAUUCAGAAACAACCUUAAUAGGAGCAGCUGCCUCUUCAGUAUCUUUUCAAAAUGAUCCAGAAGUUAUCAUUGUGGGAUCUGGUGUAGUUGGCUCUGCUUUGGCAGCCAUGCUUUCCAGAGAUGGAAGAAAGGUGACAGUAAUUGAGAGAGAUUUAAAAGAGCCCGACAGGAUAGUUGGAGAAUUUCUGCAGCCGGGUGGUUAUCAUGUCCUUAAAGACCUUGGUCUUGAAGAUGCAGUGGAAGGUAUUGAUGCUCAGGUGGUAGAUGGCUACAUAAUUCAUGAUCAGGAAAGCAAAUCAGAGGUUCAAAUUCCUUACCCUCUGUCUGAAAACAGUCAAGUGCGGAGUGGAAGAGCUUUCCAUCAUGGACGAUUCAUCAUGGGUCUGCGGAAAGCAGCUAUGGCAGAGCCGAAUACAAAGUUUAUUGAAGGCAUCGUGCUACAGUUACUAGAAGAAGAUGAUGGUGUAAUAGGAGUUCAGUACAGGGAUAAAGAAACUGGGGACAUCAAGGAACUCCAUGCUCCAUUGACUGUUGUUGCAGAUGGACUUUUUUCCAAGUUCAGGAAAAACCUGAUCUCUAAUAAAGUUUCUGUUUCAUCUCAUUUUGUUGGCUUUCUUAUGAAGAAUGCACCACAGUUUAAAGCAAAUCAUGCUGAACUUAUUUUGGCUAAUCCAAGUCCAGUUCUUAUCUACCAGAUUUCAUCUGAUGAAACUCGAGUACUUGUUGACAUCCGAGGAGAAAUGCCCAGAAACCUAAGAGAAUACAUGGCUGAAAAAAUUUACCCACAAUUACCUGGGGUGGGAUUUAUUGCAGACCACCUCAAAGACCCGUUCCUGGAAGCCACUCAGAAUUCCCGUUUGAGAUCUAUGCCGGCAAGCUUUCUUCCCUCCUCACCAGUAAACAAGCGAGGUGUUCUUCUUUUGGGAGAUGCAUAUAAUAUGAGGCAUCCUCUUACUGGAGGAGGAAUGACUGUUGUUUUUAAAGAUCUAAAACUAUGGAGAAAGUUGCUAAAGGGUAUCCCUGACCUUUAUGAUGAUGCAGCUGUUUUCCAGGCCAAAAAAUCAUUCUAUUGGGCGAGAAAAACAUCUCACUCCUUUGUUGUGAAUAUCCUCGCUCAGACUCUUUAUGAGUUAUUUUCUGCCACAGAUGAUUCCCUACAUCAACUAAGAAAAGCCUGUUUUCUUUAUUUCAAACUUGGUGGAGAAUGUGUUGCUGGUCCUGUUCGGCUGCUUUCUGUCCUGUCUCCUAACCCUUUCAUUUUAAUUGGACACUUCUUUGCUGUGGCCAUCUAUGCCACAUAUUUCUGCUUUAAAUCGGAACCUUGGAUUACAAAACCCCGAGCCAUUUUCAGUAGUGGUGCUGUAUUGUACAAAGCAUGUUCUGUAAUAUUUCCUCUGAUUUACUCGGAAAUUAAGUACCUGGUCCAUUAAACUUACAGGGGAGCCAUUUGUGAACGAUUAUUUGGAACUCACCGAGUCCUAAGAGACUUUUGGAAGAGGCCGUACAUAGCAUAGAACUAUCCCACUUCUAAAGUGGAAACUCUUGGACCAAGAUUGGGGUUAAUUCGUUUUUGAAGUUAUUUGUAUAUAAACAUGUAAAUACAUACUUUGCAAUUUAAAAUGAAGGGUAAAACAGACAUUUAAAAGAAAUGAUUGUUAUCUUAAAUUAGUGCUAACACUGAGGAACUGCAGUUUUUUUUUUGAAUUCAGUAGCUGGGAGGAGUCAUUGUGGGACAUGCAAAUAAAGUGAAGAAUGAAC
Molecule: messenger RNA, 2091 nt
Organism: Zalophus californianus (California sea lion)
Lineage: Eukaryota; Metazoa; Chordata; Mammalia; Carnivora; Otariidae
Gene: SQLE
Product: squalene epoxidase
Exons: 11
Coding region: 24-1763 (579 amino acids)
Biological process (GO): cholesterol metabolic process; sterol biosynthetic process
Cellular component (GO): membrane; endoplasmic reticulum
Molecular function (GO): squalene monooxygenase activity; FAD binding
Source: RefSeq, a predicted model, not a curated record